Messenger RNA from Closterium sp. Naga37s-1, 2649 nucleotides. The record is from the annotation of a GenBank genome assembly. Lineage: Eukaryota; Viridiplantae; Streptophyta; Zygnematophyceae; Desmidiales; Closteriaceae.
AUGCUGGGCGAGCAUUGCCGCGUUCCGCCCAUGCUCUCCGCCUACGACUCCGACGCGCUCGACCUCUCGCAAUGCUCCGCACAGGGGGGAGAAAAAUCCGCCGUUUCCUUUUCCACGAAUCGCCUUGCCCUGUCCGCCCUACAAGCGGGCUCGAAAACGGCCAACGGCGGCAGGCUGUGCGAGCACCUGGAGGAGAAGAAGCGCUUAGCAGCUCGGCAGCAGGCGUGGCUAUGGCCGUGGUCGUCCGGCGGGCGUGAGAACGAUCGAGAAAAACGUUCUGCAAGUGCUGGUGUUGCUUCUUCCGCCGGAACGGCGGCGUUGGCGGGAGGGCCAUCUUUCGCCUACGUGACGUUGAUCACGGGGAAGAAUCUCGUCGCAUCCGCGAUCGUUUUCGCGCAGGCGUUGCGUGCGACUCGCACGCCGCACCACAUCGUGCUGAUGAUUGCCGACGGAGGAGAAAUGUCUACAGUGCCUCCUCAGCUACACGACUUUUUCGAUGCGGUUAUACGAGUGGAGUGGAUCCCGAACCCGUUCAAGGCGAUAUUUUUCACGAAGUUUCACGUUUGGCGAAUGGUGGAGUUCGCCAAAGUCGUGUACUUGGACGUGGAUACCCUGCCGCUCGCGAAUGUGGACCACUUCUUCGAGCGGCCCGAGAUCACCGGAGCGCCUGGAUUCUUCUUGGUCAACCAAUUCAACGCGGGUAUCAUGGUUGUCAAGCCGUCGCUGGACGAAAGUGGUAAUCCUGCAGAGGAUCUUCUCCUCACCAGUCCUUCACAUGAUCCGCCGACUCGGCCGUUUUCCUCCUCAUUAACAAUGCUCGUGUUCCUCCUUCCCCUUCCCUCUCUCCACCCGCCUCCCUUUCCCUCUCUUUCUCCCUUCCCUUCCCUCCUCUCCUCCCCUCUCGCCCCUCUCGCCCCUCUCGCCCCUCUCGCCCCUCUCUUCCCCCAGGCCACAUACGACGCGCUCCUGCGCAGCAUCGACGUGAUCGGCUCCGUGGAUCGCGGCGACCAGGGCUUCUUAAACGCCUUCUUCACGAACUACCCCAACCAGACGACGUCGCACCGCCUCCACUACCGUUAUAACGCCAUGCUGACGUACCCCGACCAGUACCCCCCUCCCCCAUGGUACGACCCGGAAAACGCACACGAGAUUCUUGGACCCGUCAUGAUUCUCCACUAUGGCGGCCCGUGGGGGAAGCCGGCAGGGUUCGGGAAGAUUAAACCCGUGUCGGGGCCGAAUGCGUGCACGCACCGCUGUUGGGAGAAGGGGCGGCAGCCGGUUACCAGGUGGUUGGCGAUGUGGUUCGAGUUGUCGCAGGCGUUGUUCGCGAAUUGCUGGCGUCCGCUGGAAAGGGCGAAAGUGGAGGCGUUGCUGGUUAACGGGUUGCCCAAUAAGGAGGACUACGAGUGGGUGCGCGUGGCGGGGCGCUCGAGGGGGCUGCUGGGGGAGGAGGCGCAGAUGCAGAACGCGCAAAGGGGACGGGUCGGGGGGAAAGCGGAGAGGGAAGCGAGGAGAGGGGAAGUGGGAGCGGUGGGUAAUUUGGCAGAGGGAGGGUGGGAGAAGGGGGUGGGGGAGGAGGAGGGGCAGCAGAUGGAGAAAAAGGCGGGGAAGGAGGGGGAGAAGGGGGAGAAGGUGCAAGCGGUUGUGGAGGUUCAGCGAGCGUCUAUGUGGAGACGACCUACCUUGGCAGCAGAAAUUGAUGUGGGGGUGGAGGAUGAUGAGGAGAUGGAUGCUGCUGCUACCGCUGAUGAUGCUGCUGUGGUUGCUGCGAGGAGCGCGAGGAAGAUGGUGUUUGCGACGGUGGUGGGUCCUGCGAGCGUGGAGCACGCAUACGCGUGGGCGAUGUCGUACGACAAGUACCACGAUCCUGCUCAGGUGGAGCAGCAGCUGCAGGGACAGCGCCGGCAGAACAGGAACAGAGGAGGAGACAGCGGCAACAGCAGCAGUCUGGCGGAGGAGCAGACGGAAGAGUUACUCCUGCUUACGCGGCACGACACGCUUGUCCUCGCGCUCUCCUCUGUUCCCGAACCAGCACUCGCGAAUCUUCGCCGGUUGUUCACGCAUGUUCGCGUGGUGGAGCCGAUUUCGGUAUGGGAAGGCAGAGGGAGGAGGGAGCUUGCGGAGGAGUUUGUCGUUUUGCAUCUUUGGAACCAGACGGAUUUUCGGAGGGUUGUUUAUGUCGACCCGCUUUCGCUCUUCAAGGAUAACUGUAACCACAUGUUCGGCGAGUUUCGCCCAUUCGCUGCCCCGCCGCUUCGCUUCCCGCCAGACAUGUUCUCUACCAGAGUGAUGCUGAUUCAACCGCACUCCGCAACUUUCCGCCACAUGGUUUCGGCGAUUGAGUUGGCCCCCUUGCGCCCGCAGCAGACGGUGUAUCUGGACCUGUUUCUAAACGCGUAUUAUGGGACCUGGUACAGGGAGAACACUCUGCACCGCAUGCCUUAUGAAUACGGGCUAAAUUUGUGGUUACGGCAGAGGUUGCAUCAGUACUACCCGCACCCUCGGAUUGUGAACUUUGAUGGGCGGUCCCCGUUGGAGACGGAGGAAUUAGACAGCUGGAAGGACUUUGACAAACGGAGGGGGAACAUGGGGCAGGAGUGGCUGGAUCUGCGCAAAGCUGCGCUUACUCAGCUGGAGAAAUUACUUUAG